Molecule: messenger RNA, 994 nt
Organism: Poeciliopsis prolifica (blackstripe livebearer)
Lineage: Eukaryota; Metazoa; Chordata; Actinopteri; Cyprinodontiformes; Poeciliidae
Gene: mrpl40
Product: mitochondrial ribosomal protein L40
Exons: 5
Coding region: 137-748 (203 amino acids)
Cellular component (GO): mitochondrial large ribosomal subunit; mitochondrial ribosome
Source: RefSeq, a predicted model, not a curated record
GCUUAACACGUCAUCUCUCCGCGCCUCGUCCCUGCUGUGUUCUGUAAGGGGACACAAGUGAGGAGACAUGUGAAGAUUUUGUUUAUGGUUCUUUUUUAUAUCGGCAGUGUAAAUUGAAACGGUAUCCAGUGGAGACAUGUCUUCGGUCGUUUCACGAUGCAUCGGCGGGUUUUUCUCCCGACAGACCGCCGCGUCACGCUUGUUUUUGGGAGAAUGUAACCCUGCUGUGCAGAGUCCCUGGUUUUGUCCUGUGGCCACACUGAAGACAUCUGCACCACUCAGAGCAGAGCCAAAGAAGAAGAAGAAGGCGGAUCCGCGGAGGGAGAUGUUGUUGAGGGAGAGACUGAAGAAGAAGCUGAAGAAGUUGGAGAGGGUUCCGCCUGAGCUCAUCCCCAUAGAGGACUUCAUUACUCCCACUAAAUGUUUGGAUAAAACGAGAGAGCGCAUUCCUCCAACGCUGUCAUUUGAAGAAAGUGAGAGUCGAGCACUUCUUCUGAAAGAGUGGAGUCGAUACAAACAGAACCAGCACAUGGCUGAAGUAGAGGCCAUCGAACUCGCCCUGGAGGCCCAGAAGGAGGCGCUAGAGGAGCUAAAAAUGGAGUCUGAGGAGCUUUACCUGGCAGCACUGAAGCCAGAUCCACUUCUGCUUCCUUUCACUCAUGAAGGCCCUGCCUACACACCUCCAAUCCCCAAUUAUGAUGCUCCAGAUGGGAAGUAUAAUGACAUUACUAAAGUGUUCACACAAUGAAAGUCUGUGGGUGGUGCUUUUUUCUUUUUUUUCACUUUGAACAGAAUUGAUUGGGCUGGGAUGCUACUUUUUAUCAGUCUGUAAAAUCUGGCUUGAUGGAAACUUAGCACAUAGUUUCUUUGCUGAUUUGACUAGAAGGCAUUCUUACUCAUCACAAUUACUGUCAUAAUUACUCAUGAGUUGUUUUUUUUAUUCAAACCUCUACAACAAUGUUGAAAAUAAAAGGUUCUUUGUUUAAUUAAAGCA